GCCAUUCGUCGCAGAAAAAUCCGUGUGCGGGUUGCUUCCUGUCGCCCAGCAGGCACACCGCCGGCUCUGGGACAGUGUGAAUGUCCUUCGUGAAAUUUGACCGACGCUUCCAGUUGGCUCUGCAGUGCAGAGGUCUCGACGUCGCCGAAGAACGGGCCAAGCGCUCCUAAUCUCCCAGGAAACUGUUUUCCGUACAGCAACAUGGCGGCGCCCAUGUUCUCCUAGGACUAGAGAUUUCUUUGGCUCGGGCGUCUUUCGAGCUCUGCUUAUGAAAGGGUACCGUUUUCAUGGACACUUUUUACCUUUCAAGAUUGGAUGACUUCCUUCCUUGGAGCAUGUGGACCUGUGGGUAGACAUGAGGACCAAAGCAAUAAAGCUGUGGAGGGCCCCAAAGAUAGCAAGACGAUCAAAUCCGGGUUCCAGAUAAUGUCAAGUUACACCCUCUCUGGCCAAGUUGACUGAAAAAUUUGAAUCAUCAACUUUGAAGUUCAUAUUAAAACUUUGCAUUUUUCUUUAGAGCUGCUAUUUGUAUUGACCUGAGCAUGCUAAAUUCUCUUUGUAUAUUCGCGUUGUCAAGUCUGUGCACAUGAAGUGCCUGUGUACUGAAAUGCAGUACAUUGAAGAACUUGAUCUUCUAAGUUGAGUUCGACUUCAGAUUUCUAAUUCCCAGACUUUUUCUUAUGGUCAAAUGUCUGUGGUACAGCAGUUGUCGUCUGGUUGGUUACUGGAUCACUUUUCUUUCAUUAACAAGAUAAACUAUCAAGUUCGCCAGCCUCAUCAGCUUCCACACAGUAAAAAUGAGUCCACUCAUGUGCGCUCCGAUUGUCUUCAAUUGGCUACCACUGCUUCUGGGUCCUCUGCUCCCUUGACUGCUUCUGAUGCUAUCACUAAGCCGGAGAUGAGGGAUGGAGGAGACUGUGGAACAUUCACGCAGAAAUACGCUUUUCGAUCUGAUCUAUUUAAUAUUGUCAAACCUUACAUAACUCCAGUCGUGCAUGAAGAAGGCCGGCAGAGUAAUGGAGGAGAAGAUAUGGUGGACGCUGCUGGAAAAGGAAUUUCUGUUGCUAUUGUUGGGAAGAAGCGUAAGAGAAGCGUUGUUUUCAAUCAAGGCGAAUUAGAUGCAAUGGAAUACCAUACAAAGAUCAGAGAGCUGAUUCUGGAUGGCUCCUCACAGUUAAUCCAAGAAGGCCUCAAAAGUGGUUUUCUCUAUCAGCUUUCUGAAAAACGGGACAAGGGUAGCGAACCCAUUGCUUUACCGCUGGAUUCCUGCAGCUUGUCAGGACUGUGUGACCUGGCGAAGCGUUUGCCCCCUCUGAGUGAGAUGGGACAGCGGACACUGCAGUUGAUGGAAGAGGAUGCGUCUGUGGCAGAGCAGGAUUUAUUUUCGCGAGUCAUUGAAAACAACUCCAGCUUUUCAAAAAUGAUUACUUUAAUGGGACAGAAAUACCUGCUACCACCAAAAAGCAGUUUCCUUUUGUCCGAUAUUUCUUGUAUACAGCCACUUCUGAACUGUGGGAAAAUGUUUGAUGUAAUUGUGAUUGAUCCACCAUGGCAGAACAAAUCAGUUAAAAGAAGUAACAGGUACAGUUAUCUGUCACCACUGCAGAUACAGCAGAUCCCCGUCCCUCAGCUGGCCGCUCCUGACUGCCUGGUCAUCACGUGGGUGACCAAUAGGCAGAGGCACCUGCGCUUCGUGAGAGAUGAGCUGUACCCGUCAUGGUCUGUGGAGACGCUGGCCGAGUGGCACUGGGUUAAAAUCACCAAGACGGGAGAGUUUGUAUUCCCUUUAGAUUCGCCACACAAAAAACCGUAUGAAGGUCUUAUCCUGGGAAGAGUUCAGGGAAAAGCCAUUUUACCAUCAAGUUGCCCAGAGGUGAAGGUGCUGCCUCCUCCGGACGGCAAAGUGAUCGUCAGCGUGCCCUGCGCGCUCCACUCGCACAAGCCCCCUCUUGCAGAGGUUCUAAAAGACUAUAUCAAGCCCGGUGGGGAGUGUUUGGAAUUGUUUGCCCGAAGUUUACAGCCGGGCUGGACCAGCUGGGGCAACGAAGUUCUGAAAUUUCAGCACGUGGACUAUUUCGUGGCCCUCGAGCCCGGGUGCUGAGGUGGCCCGAAAGCCUCGGCGCUGCUGCGGCCCAGCCCUCCGGCCCUUUUCUUACCAGUGAGAUCUGCCUUCGUGUAAUCCCAAGACGGCUUUACCGCUGUGGCACUGAUAGCCCAGAAUCCCAGACCACAGUUAAAGAGGGAAGCGGUUAGAAUGAAGCUGCGGAGAAGCUGUUGAUUGGUUCCGAAGUCAUUUUGUGGACCACAGGUCAUAAUCCUGCCCUCGCAUGUGUUUUGUUUGACUCAAACAAACAGCAACAGCAACCAAAAAAAGAAAAGAAAAUACAGAAAAUUGUGAGUUAAAGUCCAGAAUUCUGCUUUUCUUUUUUUGGUGGCAGGAACCGAACUCAGGACCUUGGGCUUGCCAGGCAGGCGCUGCACUCUGAGCUGCACCCUCCACCCUCCUCUUUGAAUCUCACAAGCCACUGGUAUUCUGAGGCCUCUGCUUUUCCUGCCUCUGACACCUGCAUGGCCAGGUGGGGCCUGGAGCCACCUCCUCCGCCUCGUGAUUUAAGGGCCCCUGGCUGCCCUGCUCCUGGCCUCUGGGGUAAGGUGAGAUUGUGCAGCAGGGCUCCAGCGCUGCCCCGCCCAGUCCAGCCUCCCCAGGGUGAGGAGGCUGCAGCUGCUGGAAGAAUUACUUCCCAAGUACUUCCUGCUUUUGCUGGUUUUUCUAGAACAAAGUUAAAAGGUAGUCCUUAGAAGCACUGCUUAUAAUUGUGAAAAAGUCUAUAUAAAGACUUUUUUUUUAUUUACAGAUUUUCUACAAAUAAUUAUUUUUCUACUGAGUCAAAAACAUUUUUUCUUCAGUGAUGGUGGGGAUGAGACCCAGGCCUUGCUUAUGCCACGGAGCUGCACCCUGGCCCUGCUGAGUAAAAUAUUUUGACUGAAGUGAUAUUUUGAAAAGUAUGCUGAUUUAUUAUAUAUAAUCUUUUUAAUGUUCAGAUAGAGUUUUUACAUAGUGCAGUUCUCCGAUACACUGUGUAGCAGAGUGAGUUUUGAAAACAUGGACCAUUGUCUGCUCACCGCCAUAACACGACAGAAAACCUUCCCAUCCUGUGUCCCCUUGUGGUUGGUCUCUUCCCUCGUCCUGGGCCCUAACAAAUAGUGAUUUACUUUCUGUCACAAGUUUUAUUUGUUUAGAAUUUCAUAUAAAUCGAGUCAUAUAAUGUUUUGUCUUUUUAAAUUUUUUUUAACUUGGUAAUGUUAGAAAAGUAUAUUGUUGACAAAUUGUCCACAUACUUUUAUCUACUGAAUAAAAUGUUAGAUUGAAAUGAC
Molecule: messenger RNA, 3375 nt
Organism: Cavia porcellus (domestic guinea pig)
Lineage: Eukaryota; Metazoa; Chordata; Mammalia; Rodentia; Caviidae
Gene: Mettl4
Product: methyltransferase 4, N6-adenosine
Exons: 9
Coding region: 689-2101 (470 amino acids)
Cellular component (GO): cytosol; nucleus
Molecular function (GO): RNA methyltransferase activity; nucleic acid binding; site-specific DNA-methyltransferase (adenine-specific) activity
Source: RefSeq, a predicted model, not a curated record